UGAAGAUCAUGAAGAGAUAAUCAUACGGUGUCGAGCCAUUAUCAGUGGAUAAAACUCGUGGGUAACAGCUGCCAGGGUCAAGUAUGAUCAGCUGCUCGAAGUUUUGCGUAGCAGUUUGGCUCGGGACGGCGCUGGCAUUGCGCACAGCCACUCUGCGCACCACCCCCCGGCGCUGGCCGACGCGCACGGCUGGAAACGGACGUGGCUUCGUGACGCCGCAAAUGGCUCUCGAUGGAGGCCCGAAGCCGCCGCAGCGGAUGCCUCAAGCCGCCCCGGACGCGACGCAGCCGCUGGAGACGACGCGGCGCACGGCGCUCUACGCCGCCGGCGCGUGCGCGUGCGGCUGUGGCCUGUAUCUCGCGACGAGCGAUGACGAAACGUUCGUCGACGCCGCGCAAAUCAAGCUCAACGACGCCGCAAAGGCGAGGGACGAGCGGUUCGCGCGCGUCAUGAGCUGUGUGGAAUCAAAUUGUCGCGGCGCGUCUCGAAUCAUGGCCUCCACGCCAUCGACGCGACGUUCACACAGGUCAUGAGCGGUGGGAUGCGCGACUAUGAAGGUUGGGAAGAAGUAAGGGCGUUCAAGACCGACCUCUUCGCCCACGUCCAAAAAAACGACGACGUCGUCGAGAUUGGGAUAGGCAGCGCGCCGAACCUCCAGUAUUAUGGCUCCAAAGCGAAGCGCGUGCGCGCCGUCGAGCCGAACGCGGCCUUUUUUGACUUGGCGGCGACGCAAGCCCAGUGGGAAGACACGACGCUCGACGUCGUCCAGGGCGUCGCCGAGGCGAUGCCUUUUGAAGAUAACUCGGUCGACGUGGUCGUGGGCACGAUGGUCCUCUGCUCCGUCACCAGUGUAAGGAAGGCCUGCGAGGAGGUGAAGCGGGUCCUGAAGCCCGGGGGCCGGUAUUUAUUUACGGAGCACACGCGCGCGCCGGAGGACUGGCGGUUGCUGAACGCGGCGCAGACGGUCAUGGACCCGCUCCAGAACGCUUUGGCGAACGGCUGCCACUUGCGGCGGGACCCGCGGCCUACGAUAGAACGGGUCUUUGGCACGGGAAAUGUUGAUGCGCGGUCGUUCGUGCUCUCCAAUACCCAACGGGGGCCGCCGUGGCCGCCGCACUUUUUGCUGGCGCCGCAUCUGGUGGGGGUCGCGCGGGUAUAAUUAUUUAUUCUA
Pelagomonas calceolata is the source of this 1171-nucleotide messenger RNA. Lineage: Eukaryota; Pelagophyceae; Pelagomonadales; Pelagomonadaceae. The record is from the annotation of a GenBank genome assembly.